Molecule: messenger RNA, 6966 nt
Organism: Closterium sp. Naga37s-1
Lineage: Eukaryota; Viridiplantae; Streptophyta; Zygnematophyceae; Desmidiales; Closteriaceae
Source: the annotation of a GenBank genome assembly
AUGCUGCGACUCGGCUCGCCGCUGUCCACGUCAGUCAGUAGCCUGCGCAGCUCGUCCCCGUUGCGGCGAUCCUCUGUGCCGGGAUCGCCGAGUGUACUCUCCAAGGCCAAGAGCUUGGGCGGUAAAGGCCGGCGGCGGUUCACGUGCUGGCGAUGCGUGGCGGCGGGGAUGCUGGGGCUCGUCGCGCUGCUGGCCGCGGAGCAGUUUAGCAGUCGCAGCCUGUUCCUCGACUUUAGUACGCUCGACAAACUCGCCGAGAAAAAAGCACCCCUCUCCCCACCACCGCCGCGUCCCCCCACCCUUUCCCACCCACCUCCGUUCCCCUCCCCACUUCUCCUCUCCCCCUUCUUACCGCCAUCUCGUUUUCCGGGCGCGGAAGGCGGCGGAGCGGAAGGAGACCCCCGUCUGCUGGAGGGGCGGGGAUCGGGCGGAGCCUUGCGGAUGCGCCUACAGGAGCAGCGAGGCGGAUGGGGCAAUGGGGGGAUGGGCAUAGGCGGAUUUGCCGGGGGAGGGAUGCAGGGAGGAUUCGGAGGGGUACAGAGUGGUGGAGAUUGGAAAGCGCGGAUGGCAACGCAGCAGCAGGGAGGGAUGAACUCGCAGGGAGGUCUAAUGGGGGGAGCACAAGAUGCGAGGUGGCAGGAUGGACGGCAAGCGCAGGGGCAGAUGCGCGCCGAUGGGCAGGGCUUCGAGCAGGACAGACAGCAGCAGGAGCAACAGCAGCGGGUGCUGCCGCAGCAGGAGAUGCAGAUGCAGGUGCCGCUUCAGCAGCAGCAACAGCUGCAGCAGCAGCGAGGAGGGGAGGAGGCGGCGGGUGAGGAGGGGGCGGUGGAGGAGAAUUGCGACGAGUGCAGGGCGGAGGUCACCAGACUGCUGGGCCUCUAUGGACCUUCCUCCUCUUCUCCCUUUCCCCCUGUCCCCCGCACAUCCCUUCCCUUUCCCGCUUAUUCCCACCAUCCCCAUGCCCCCCAUGGACCAGCAUAUUCACAGCGCAGGGCACAGAUGUACGGCGCCCGCCGUCGCCUGCUCGCUCUGCCGCACGCCCUUACCGCUUGCCUUCCUCCACACAUCAUCGCCAACCUCUCCCUCCUCCUCACCGCCUCGCAACCCCUAAAAUCACCCAAUGGCCCUUCCUUGGAGGCACCUGGUCAGGAUGAGUCAGCAGACCGUGAUGGUGAUGUGCCAGCGAGCAGGGGCAGACGUGGUGAGCACGGUCACUUGAGAACGGCACAAGGGACGGACGCGAGGAGACUGGAAAGCCGUUGGAGGAUUAGAGACAUGGAGGAGGGUGGGAGCAGGGAGAGUGGCGCAGUGGUAGCACUGGGUGCAGAUGGGCAUGAAAGGGAUUCGUGGAGUGCAGGGGGGGAGCUGACGGCGAGAGAGAGGGGAGAGGAUGAAUCUUCGUUAGGAUUGGGCGGAACAAGAUUGUUGGGGCGGAUAGUUGGGGAAGAGGAAGGGGAAGACGCGGAUUGGAUGGAGGAAGGGGCAGAUGGUGGGCGCGGGGAUGGGGAGGGCGCAGGGAUGGCAGGGGGAGGGCGGCGAUUACUGAAGGCGUCCCCAGUGGAUGUGCUACAGGCGAAGCUGGUGACGAUGCAGAGCGACAUUGAUGACCUCAAGGCCAAGAUCGACAGCGUCAAGGCGAGUUUGGAGGAGCAGGCGCAGGCGAUGCAGAGAGUGAAGGACUUUCUUUACGACCAGGGCGACUGGGCUCCCAAGCUGCUCACUGAAAAGGCGCACAACCGUACUGUGAGCAUGUUGGAGCAGCAGUGCGUGCUGGCGCUCAAGGACAAGGCGGGCAACGCUGUCAAGCAGGCCAACAUGCCGCCACAACGCCCCACCUCCUGGAAGGGCUACUACUGUCAGGCGAGUCCAGCGGAGCUGGCCAAGUACCACAAGUACCGGCUGCACAGGCAGUGUCCGGACGACUGGUUCUUUGUGCAGGACCUGCUCUACGCCAAGGACUGCUUCCACCUCCCCAUCCGCAACUGCUUUGCCCGUGCUCCCACCAACCCCUCCGAGCCGCUGCCAUUCCCACAAUCGCUGUUUGACCAGCGCGCGCUCAAGGACGAGAACGUGCGGUGGGGCAGCCACCACUGCAAGUCCUUUGCGUGCCUCAACGCGCGUGCGCUGGGCGACUGUCGCAACUGCUUCAACCUCACGCUCGAGAGCUACCGCUGGCAGCGCGCCUACCGCGGCUCACAAACCAUGGCUGACGUCAUCAAGCUCAAACGAGGGGCGCUCAGGCUGGGUCUGGAUGCGGGUGGAGGAACGGGCAGCUUUGCAGCGCACAUGGCGCGGUACAAUGUGACAGUGCUGACCACGGCCAUGAACAGCGAGACAGUGAACGGCAACUAUGGCGGGCUGCCCUACAUGGAGACCAUUGCGCUCAGAGGUCUCAUCCCCCUCUUCGUGCCCCACAAGGCGCGGUUGCCGUUCUACGACAACACGUUGGACAUCAUUCACAGUGUGAACAGCGUCAAGUACCUGCCCAUCCUUGACUUCGAAGAGCUUGUCUUCGAGUGGGACCGCGUCCUGCGACCAGGUGGCAUAGUGUGGUUUGAGAUGUUCUACGCGCCGGUGGACGAGAUGCCCCUGUACGUGGCCGUCAUUGACCUGCUGCGGUACCGCCGCCUCAAGUGGGGCUUCUCCCCCAAGCCAGAGUCCGGCGAGCGCAAGGGCUUCCACCUCUACCUCAACGCCAUCAUUGAGAAACCCGCCCGCCCUGACCCGGGGAGUGCUGCUGCUCGUACUGCUGCUGGGACUGCUAGUGGUGGCGUAACUGCUGCUGCUGCUGCUGCUGCUGCUGCUGCUGGUGCAGCGAAGAAGGCUGCGGUUGCAAGCAGAAGAGGUGCUCAGGGAGGGAAAAGUGUUGCAACAACUGACAGAAGAAAGGGAGCGAGUAUUGGAGUCGUUGCCAAGGGAGGGAAUAAAGGGCCUGUGGUGGAGAAAGGGAGAGGGGGCAAGGGAGUCCCUGCUGUCCCAGCUGCAGCAGGUGGGAAAGGCAGGACCGGAGGUGCGCAGGGGAAGAAAGGCGGUGCCCCUGCCACUGCAGGUAAAGGGCAUGCAGUCGCUGCUAAGGGAGCAGCUAAGGCAACGAUUGCCAAAGGAGCUGCAACAGGGAAAGUGGAAAAGCAGGCAAUAUCUCAGGUGGCUGACGCGAUAGUAACUGACGCCGUCAUGUCGCGAUCAGGCCGCAAGUCCCUCUGGCACCUCUUCCGGGCGGCGCUCUUUCCGCCCAAGGGCCGUCCGCGCAAGGCUUCUCGUCUGCCGGACCGCCCCUCGUCCCCGCAUGCAAGCGACAGCAGUGUUACUAGGGCUUCUCCUUCGCACCGCGCCGCAGCGGGAGGCGCAGGGAGCGGCGCGGGAGAGGAUGGGGGCGGCGCGGCGGGCAACAUGGCGGCGGAGGUGCAGCUGGCGGUGGGCGGCAUGGCGUGCGCGGCGUGCGCGGCGUCCAUCGAGAAGGCGCUGAUGCGCGUUGACGGCGUGUCGCGGGCCGUGGUGUCCGUUGUUAACGGGCGCGCGCGAGUGACGUUCAACAACAUGAAGACUAACGCGGACGACAUCGCGGCAGCGGUGGAGGAUGCGGGGUUUGAGGUCACCGCCAUGGACGAUCCGCUCUCCGCUGCCGCCGCCCUUUACCCCGUGGGGGGGGCGCGCCCCUGCCGCCUGCGCAUCCCCGACCUGCUGCUCGUCAGCUCCGCCGGCUCGCUGGAGGAAAUGUUACAGGGCCAUGCGGGCGUGUUAUCCGCGAUCGUCUCUCUCUCUACGGCCGAGGCGCACGUCGUCCUCGAUUCCACCGCGCUCUCCCCCGCCGAUCUCCUCGCCGCCGUGCACCACGCGGGCUUCCCCUCCGCGCAUCUCAUCGACGACUCCGCCGCUUCCGCCGACGCGCCCCAGGCGCACACUCUCCGCUACCGCCUCCACGGCCUCGCCGCCGCCGCUGCCUCCGCACUGCCCGUGCGAUCCCCCGCGGGCGGGAACGGAUCCCCGCGCGGAAGCGCAACUGGUUCCGCGCGCGCGGCACCGCUUCCGCUGCCCGCGCGCAUAGAGGCGGUGCUGUGCGCGCUGCCGGGAGUGUCGGCCGCGGCAGUGCACGCGGAGAGCGAGACGGCCGCAGUGACGUUCGACCCCGACCGCACGGGCGCGCGCGACAUUCUCGAGGCGCUGCAGGCGGAAGUGGCGGGGGUGGGCGGGGUGGCGAAGGUGGAGCUGGCGGAGAGCGAGGGAGGCGGGGUAGGAGGGAGCGCGGGCGCGAAGGAGCGGGAGCGGGAGGUGCGGAAGCUGUGGCGGCAGUUCGUGUGGAGCCUGGUGUUCACGGUGCCCGUGUUCCUGCUCGCCAUGGUGCUCAACCACAUCCCGCCCUUCGACGCCUGGCUCAUGACUCCCGUCAUCAACUCGCUGCCCAUCGGCAUGCUGCUGCGCGGGCUGCUCACAGCACCAGUGCAGUUCGUGGUGGGGUGGCGCUUCUACACGGGCGCAUUCUAUGCUCUAAGGCGGCGAGCGGCGAACAUGGACGUGCUGGUGGCCAUGGGCACCAACGCUGCCUUCUUCUACUCCCUCUUCGCCCUCAUCGCCUCCGCCGCCACGCCCCUCCCCUCCCCCUCCCCCUCCCCCGCCGGCUCCGCCGGGGCGCCUCCCAGCGCCGCCACCGCCGCCGCCACUAGUGGCGGUGGUGCGGUAGCGCAUGUGGCGCGCAUGAUUAUGGAGGGUAUGGAGGGGGGCGGGGAGGCGUCUGCAUCCGCGUCCGCGUCGGCAUACGCGGGGGUGGAUUUCUUUGAGACGAGCGCGAUGCUGAUCUCGUUCAUCGUGCUGGGCAAGUACCUGGAGGCCGUGGCGCGCGGGCGCACCAGUGACGCCAUCGGCAAGCUGCUCAACCUCGCCCCCGCCACCGCCGUGCUGCUCUCCGUGGACACCGGCUCACAGGGGGGAGCGGAGCGCGCGGAGCAGGGGAGCGCCGCGGGAGGAGGCGAGGGGAAUGGGGAGGGGGAGGAAGAGCGGUUGAUUGGUGAGACGGGGGAGGGGAUGCGCGUGGUGGGGGAGCAGGAGAUAGAGGCGGCGCUGAUUCAGCGUGGGGACAUCAUCCGUGUGGCACCAGGAGGCAAGAUGCCGGUGGAUGGCGUGGUGGUGUGGGGACACACUUACGCCAACGAGAGCAUGGUCACGGGGGAGGCACGCCCCGUGCUCAAGGAGGUGGGCAGCGCUGUCAUCGGUGGCACGCUCAACCUGGGCGGCAGUGUGCACGUGCGUGCCACACGCGUCGGCGGCGAGACGGCGCUGGCGCAGAUCGUGAAGCUGGUGGAGGCGGCGCAGAUGGCCAAGGCGCCCAUCCAACGCGUGGCAGACCAGAUCUCAGCCGUCUUUGUGCCCACUGUCGUGCUGCUGGCACUGGUGGUCUUCCUAGCAUGGCUCAUCACGGGCUACCUCGGCACCUACCCCGCGUCCUGGCUACCAACGGGCAUGACGCCAUUCGAGCUGGCACUGCAGUUCGGCAUCGCAGUGCUGGUCAUCGCAUGCCCGUGCGCGCUGGGGCUCGCCACGCCCACAGCGGUCAUGGUGGCCACGGGGGUGGGCGCGCAGCAGGGCAUUCUGAUCAAGGGCGCGGAUGCACUGGAGAGGGCGCACAAGAUAGAGGCGGUGGUGUUUGACAAGACCGGCACGCUCACACAGGGCAAGCCCAGCGUCACCGCCACGGCUCUCUUCACCUCGCGCCUCGCCAUGCCCGACCUCCUCGCGCUGCUCGCUGCUGCUGAGGCGAACAGCGAGCACCCCUUGGCCAAGGCUAUCGCCGACUACUGCAUGCACUCGCCCCUCCUCCCCUCCUUGCUCCCAUCCCUCUCCCACAUCCCACUCCCGCCCCUCCCCCUCCCCCCUUCUGCCUCUGCCUCCUCCUCCACCUCCUCCUUUAGCAAAGCUCCACCCUCGCUUCCUCUUUCCCCACCUCCCUCGCCUCCCUCGUCCCCUCCUCCUCUCCUCCCUCUCUCUCAUCCUGGCACCGCAGUCGAGCUAUGCAGCUUCUCCUCUGGCCCUUCAACUGCUGCCCCUGCUCACAAUGUUACCAACAGCAGCAGCAGCAACAGAGGAGGUCUUUCAUCUCUCCCUCCAGUCGACUCCUUCCACUCCAUCCCAGGCCAUGGAAUCAUCUGUCAAAUCAGCGGUCGCCACGUGGCAGUGGGCAAUUUGAAGCUGAUGCGAGACCCACCCACCAUCGACCCCUCAUCCGAGCCUUCCCCCACUGCACUCCCCUGCACAACUCCACUGCCCGUGCCAGCACGAGCAGAGCAGUGGCUGGAGGAGGUGCAGGCAGACGCACAGACGGGCGUGCUAGUGGCACUGGACGGCCAGGUGGUAGCAGGCGUGGCAGUAUCAGACCCUGUGAAGCCCGAGGCAGCGCCCGUGGUGGCCUUGCUCAAGGCAAUGGGCAUGCACCCCGUGCUUGUCACUGGGGACAACUGGGGCGCCGCCAGGGCCGUGGCGCGCGCAGUGGGGAUAGCAGACAGCGACGUGGUGGCAGAGGCGGUGCCACAGCACAAGGCGGAGUAUGUGCGGCAGAGGCAGGCGGAGGGGCAGCAGGUGGCCAUGGUGGGCGAUGGGGUGAAUGACUCCCCGGCGCUGGUAGCGGCGGAUGUGGGCAUGGCCAUAGGUGCCGGCACGGAUAUUGCGAUAGAAGCAGCUGACGUGGUGCUCAUGCGGUCGUCGCUGGAGGAUGUGAUCACAGCCGUUCAUCUGGCACGCACUGCGCUAACUCGCAUCCGGCUGAAUUAUGUGUGGGCGUUGGGGUACAACGUGCUGGGCAUCCCCAUUGCUGCUGGGGUGUUCUUCCCCACGCCCCUGCACUUCCGCCUGCCUCCCUGGAUCGCCGGUGCUGCCAUGGCCCUGUCGUCUGUGAGCGUGGUGUGCUCGUCCCUGCUCUUGCGCCGCUACAAUCGCCCGGCUAAGCUCGAUCUCAUUGCACUGCAGGUGCAGGGAUGA